AUGGACAAGUUCCUUGCGACUCUAAACAAACUACAAGAUGUCUUCACAGCAUCAGGAGUAUCAUGCAAGGACAUAGACCUCCCCCAGAUCGUAGUAGUAGGGAGUCAGAGUGCUGGCAAGAGCAGCGUCCUGGAGAGUAUCGCUAAACAGAACUUCCUACCUCGAGGAUCUGGGAUUGUUACAAGACGACCUCUAGUCCUGCAGAUGAUAAAGGAAGAUAAGGGGAUGGAGAUAGAAGGGGAGAUGAGACAUACUUGGGCUAAAUUCUUACAUUCCGAAGAUAAGGUCUUCACUGAUAUGGAGAGGGUUCAAGACGAGAUUAUAGCGGAUACUGACAGGAUAUGUGGUAAAGAUAAGGGCAUCAAUGAAAAGGCCAUACACCUGAAGUUACACUCCACAAAAACACCCUCUUUGACUUUAGUUGAUCUGCCUGGGCUAACUAAAAUAGCAAUUGGGGACCAGCCUAAAGACAUAGACCGUAAGAUUGAGAAAAUGGUGCUUUCUUACAUCAGCCGGCCAAACAGCAUAAUACUGGCUGUUUCUCCAGGGAACGUGGAUAUUGCCAACUCUGAUUCCUUGAAACUGGCGCGGGAAGUCGAUCAAAGUGGGUCUAGGACCCUGGCUGUUGUAACUAAAUGUGAUCUCAUGGAGCGAGGUAAAGAAGCUCAUGAGGUUUUAGAAGGUAGCAAGGUUGGUAUGAAGUUAGGUUUGAUUGGGGUGAUAAACAAGAAUAACAAGAUGCUGGAGAUGAAUGUUCCUGUUGAAGAAGUCAUGGAGAUGGAGGAGCAGUAUUUCCAGGAGACGUUUCCUGAUCUAGCAGACAGAAUGGGAACAAGAUAUCUCAGCAGCCAGCUCUGUGACAUCCUCAUCAGUCAUCUGAAGAAGGUACUACCGGAGGUCUCAGAGAAGAUAACCGAGCAACGAGCGAAACACAGGUCUAUUCUAGAAGAUGUAGGGGAAGAGUCCGUGGAUCCAAGACAAGCUCUGGUCUCUUUAAUCAGUCAGUUUACAGAAGCUAUUACUCAAUCUAUGGAUGGAAAGUUCAGCUAUUCGGAAGAUGACGCCAGCGAAACGGCCAGAGGACGCACAAAAACAGGGACAUUUUCUGCAGGAGCUGAACUUUUCAAAGUUUUCAAAGCCGAGUGCAUUGAAAGAUUGUCAAACAUAAAAGCGGAUAAAGGUCUUGUCAACAUCAAGGAACUAAUAGAAAACACCGGUGGAAUUCAACCAGCCCUUUUCAUUCCUGAUGGAGUGUUCAACAGCCUGGUUUCAAAGCAACUCAAGUUACUAGACAAUCCUGCCACUAGUGCCAUUGAUAAGUCUUACGGAAGCCUUAAGAAAUCACUGGAGCUCAUCGCAAUUAGAACCUUGGGGAGACAUCCCACACUUGCAUCAGAGGUUACGCAGAUCUGUAACGAAAUACUCGUAGAUCAGAUGAAAGAAACAAAAACUUUCAUCAAGCAAUACCUCGCGAACGAGCACGCUUACAUAAACACGAACCACCCUGAGUUUAUUGAAAGAUACGAGGUUGCCGCUGAUAUGUUCAGAGGAUCUGCGGAGGCAAUGAAGUCAAAGCAAGCCACCGAGGCUAAAAAAGCUGAAAACUUGACAUACAUGAAGACACCAGGGUCCAACUCUACAGCAUUCGGCAAACUCAUGGGCAGAUACGCUGAAGGAGAGAAAACGACAACAGAAGCCAGGUCUAACAACGAAGCUGAACUCCUCCUCAAGUUGAUAAUCCAUUACUUCUGUAUUGUUAGAGGUCAGUUGGUUGAUGUACUCCUGAAAGCCAUUAUGAGGUACAUGGUAAAGGAUUUGACCACGAAUUUGCCCAACAAGCUGAUUAAAACCCUGUACACGACAGACGAGAGGAUUAAUUCCCUGGUACAGGAGUCAGAUCAGGUCGCCAGAAAGCGCAAGUCUUCUCUAAGAUGA
This is a messenger RNA of Bolinopsis microptera, 1935 nucleotides long. RefSeq names its product dynamin-1-like protein. Gene Ontology annotation, molecular function: GTP binding; GTPase activity; microtubule binding. The coding region runs from base 1 to 1935 and encodes 644 amino acids. The record is from RefSeq and is a predicted model, not a curated record. The transcript has a single exon. Gene Ontology annotation, cellular component: cytoplasm; membrane; microtubule. NCBI's taxonomy places the organism in Eukaryota, Metazoa, Ctenophora, Tentaculata, Lobata, Bolinopsidae.